This is a messenger RNA of Haemonchus placei, 468 nucleotides long. The record is from the annotation of a GenBank genome assembly. NCBI's taxonomy places the organism in Eukaryota, Metazoa, Nematoda, Chromadorea, Rhabditida, Trichostrongylidae.
UUGUUCAAAGCAUGCAGACAUAAUAUAAGAACAGCUCCUGAGACAGGGGAAAUAGACCUUAUUGUACAAAAACUCAUACCAAGAGGUCACUGGCCUAUAGGAACAAUCACAGAGCUAAUACAAAGCGCUGAUGGAUUCAUACGUUCGGCAAAAGUUAAGCUUCCUCACAAAAAGAUAUACAUCCAACGACCAAUAACAAAGCUUUACUCCCUUGAGAUACGAGCGACAGCGUCCGUUGAGGCCGCGCAAAAUGAAGAUACAGAAAAGUUUACUGCGCUUACUGCGCCUACCGAAUUUGAGCGAAGUCGACGGAGACCUCAACGUGCGGCAAAAACAAAAGCAUACGAGGCAAUCAGGCGACAACAAAAUGACACAGACGAGGACGCAUCUGUGACAGAUACAGAACAAGAACUACUGCGCGCAAGGAAGCCAUUCAAUAUCAACACCGUAUUUUUGGCUUUGAUAUGA